This is a messenger RNA of Chanos chanos (milkfish), 1449 nucleotides long. RefSeq names its product GDNF family receptor alpha 2a (gene gfra2a). The record is from RefSeq and is a predicted model, not a curated record. Gene Ontology annotation, biological process: nervous system development. The coding region runs from base 1 to 1449 and encodes 482 amino acids. The transcript has 10 exons. Gene Ontology annotation, cellular component: external side of plasma membrane; signaling receptor complex. NCBI's taxonomy places the organism in Eukaryota, Metazoa, Chordata, Actinopteri, Gonorynchiformes, Chanidae. Gene Ontology annotation, molecular function: signaling receptor activity.
AUGUAUAUUUAUAUUUACGGCAUUGUUCUCCUUUUAGAUGAGGUAUUGUUCUCUUUGACCAGUUCUUCAGCUCUGUCGGUGUCUGGAUCUCAGGACUGGGUUGACUGUGUGAAGGCCAGCGACAUGUGUAACCAGAGCCCACAGUGCAGCUCUCGCUACCGCAUCAUGCGCCAGUGCCUAGUGGGCAGGGACCGGAACACCAUGCUGGCUAACAAGGAGUGCCAGGCCGCACUGGAGGUGCUGCAGGAAAGCCCCCUGUUCGAAUGCCGCUGUAAGCGCGGGAUGAAGAAAGAGCUCCAGUGUCUUCAGAGCUACUGGAGUAUCCACAUGGGCUUGACUGAAGGUGAAGAUUUCUACGAGGCGUCCCCGUACGAGCCAAUGACGCCUGUUCGUCAUUCUGAUGCGUUCCGCCUGGCCUCCAUCAUCUCAGGCAUAAACUCCGGCACCGGAAAAGGACAGCCCCACUGCACUGACCCCAGUCACCCCUGUAACCCCUGCCUGGACGCCACUAAGGCCUGUAACCUUAACGACACCUGUAAGCGCCAGCGCUCCGCCUACAUCUCCACCUGCAACAGGCCUCCGAACCAGCAGCAGCAGCCGCAGCAGCAGCAGGAGAGCUGCAACCGCAAGCGCUGCCACAAGGCUCUGAGGCUGUUCUUCGAGCGCGUGCAGACCCAGUACAGCUACGGCCUGCUCUUCUGCUCCUGCAGGGACCAGGCGUGCGCCGAGAGGAGACGUCAGACCAUCGUGCCGUCCUGUUCGUAUCAGGACAAGAGCAAGCCCAACUGCCUGCAGCUACGCAAGACAUGCCGCCUGGACCCUCUCUGCAGGUCAAGACUGGCUGAUUUCCACAUGAACUGUCAGAUGAGCCCCCACUCUGACAGCGGCUGCCCCAACGAUGACUACCAGGCCUGCCUGGCCUCCUACACCGGACUCAUCGGCACGGACAUGACUCCCAACUACGUGGACGCGAGUCACGGAAACUUCACCAUCUCACCCUGGUGCUCGUGCAAAGGGAGCGGAAACCAAGAGGAGGAGUGUGAAAAAUUUCUCCAGGAUUUCAGAGAGAACACUUGCUUAAGAAACGCCAUCCAGGCUUUUGGUUACGGGACGGACGGCGUGGUUCCGAAACCCGGGACUCUUCCUCCCGUACCCUCGGUCAAAGCUGACCUGGACACCUCCGUCAGUCCUGCCAAGACGACCCCCAACCCCAGCGACGACACCUGUGUCUUCUCCACCUGCGGUCGACAGUUCAAGGGAAGCUCUAUGGUGAACUUGGAACGUGGAGAUAAAUGUAACCCAUCAAAGGACUACAUGUGCGCGGUUCAGCAACCUACUAGUCCCAGACUGGUCGAAGAAGAUCCAGAAAACUCCGCGUCUGGCCUCUCGGCCCAUCUCUGGCUGUGGAUGGUCUGCGUGAUUUGUGCUCUCGGAACCCUGGCCAUAUAA